AUGAACCACAGCAUCAUAACUGAGUUCAUUAUUCUGGGCUUCACCCAAAAUGCUGAACUCCAGGAAAUUCUCUUCCUUGUUUUUUUGUUUUUUUUCAUCUACCUUGUGGCUUUUCUUGGUAAUAUGCUUAUUGUCAUUGCUAUAAUCUAUAACAACACCUUGCAUACCCCCAUGUAUGUUUUUCUUCUGGCACUGGCUAUUGUGGACAGCAUCUGCACAAAAAGCAUCAUACCAGAAAUUCUUGGGACCAUGCUAACACCAGGAAACACAAUUUCAUAUGGGAGCUGCAUGUCCCAGCUCUUCUUCUUCACAUGGUCACUGGGUGCUGAAAUGGUUCUCUUUACCACCAUGGCCUAUGAUCGCUACAUAGCCAUCUGUUUCCCUCUUCAUUACAGUACUAUUAUGAACCUCUGUAUGUGUGUGGCCUUGCUCAGCACUGUCAUGGUUAUUACAGUAACCAAUUCCUGGGUGCACACGGGUCUCAUCCUGAGGUUGACUUUCUGUGGGCCAAAUACCAUUGACCACUUCUUCUGCGAGAUACUCCCACUAUUGGCUCUGCCCUGUAGCCCCGUAAGAAUCAAUGAAGUGAUGGUGUACAUUGGUGAUAUUACUCUGGCCACAGGGGACUCAACCUUCACCUGCAUCUCCUAUGGGUGGAUUAUUGUUGCCAUCCUCCAUAUCCGCACAGCAGAAGACAAGCAGAAGGCCUUCUCAACAUGCUCGUCCCACCUUGCAGUGGUGUCCCUUUACUAUUCCCCUGUAAUCUACACAUACAUUCGCCCUGCUUCCAGCUACACAUUUGAAAAGGACAAGGAGAUAGCUGCAUUCUAUGUUCAUGUGACUCCCGCAUUAAACCCAAUUGUGUAGAGCUUCCGUAACAAGAAAAUGCAGACAGAGAUUAGGAAAGUGUUUGCAUUUCUAAAACAUUAG
Molecule: messenger RNA, 930 nt
Organism: Propithecus coquereli (Coquerel's sifaka)
Lineage: Eukaryota; Metazoa; Chordata; Mammalia; Primates; Indriidae
Product: olfactory receptor 13G1
Biological process (GO): G protein-coupled receptor signaling pathway
Cellular component (GO): membrane
Molecular function (GO): G protein-coupled receptor activity; olfactory receptor activity
Source: RefSeq, a predicted model, not a curated record